Messenger RNA from Asterias rubens (European starfish), 3207 nucleotides. RefSeq names its product dynamin-like 120 kDa protein, mitochondrial. Bases 160 to 3207 code for a protein of 1015 amino acids. Gene Ontology annotation, biological process: mitochondrial fusion. Gene Ontology annotation, cellular component: cytoplasm; mitochondrial membrane; microtubule. Lineage: Eukaryota; Metazoa; Echinodermata; Asteroidea; Forcipulatida; Asteriidae. Gene Ontology annotation, molecular function: GTP binding; GTPase activity; microtubule binding. The record is from RefSeq and is a predicted model, not a curated record. The transcript has 29 exons.
UUCCCGUCGAAAAUUUCAUCACCUCACCUUGAACCGUCUCCUUAUUUCGGCAAUUCGGUGACAAAGAUUGAUAUGUUUAGGGCUUUUUGUUUGCCAGAGUAGUUCUGUUUAAUAUUGGCCUUAUUUUAAGAGUGUACUUGUGCUUCAAGAGUGAGCAAGAUGAUAAGAGUUUUGUCGGGCAAGUUCGGCCAACAAUGUGGGCAGCAACUGAGACUGGCUGUUCACAAGAGGGCGCCAGAUCAUCAUGUUACCAAGGCAACCCUGUCGAGCAGUCCAACAACAGUAUCUCUCCGACUUCUACCGAGUUCAAGAAACCUCAUCAAUAUUCAAGCUGCAAAUUAUUCCGGGUUCUCCAAGAUGUAUCUCUGCGUUCGUCCACGAGUGAAUCUCAAUGACUCAAACAUGAGGGCGAUGUCAUCCAUGAUGCGUGUGCGAUCGCUGCUGAAGGUCUUUAAGAUUAGAUACUUGGUGAUAGGUGGCGCUGUUGCCGGAGGAGUCACCCUCAAGUCGACGUAUAACUCCUGGAUAGACAAGCUCCCUGAUCUCUCAUGGAUGGAGAAGUACACCCCAGACAACGCCACCUUCCGUCACGCUGUUGCAGAGAUGAAGAAACUCGCCGGUCACAUUCAUCUACCCGAUAAGGGUUGGCUGAAGGGCACCAUGCCCACCAAGGACACGGUCCGCUCAUGGAUGCCUGAAAUGCCUCAAGAUCCCAUGUUUGAGUUCAUGUACCAAGGGUUGCCAGAAGGCAGAGAAAAUAUCACAAGUUUUAAAGGAAAAAAGGGACAAGUAACGCUAUCCUCUUUACAAGCUGAUGUAGGGACUGAGGACAAGUCUACUGGAUUACCUAAAGUUCCACUAGGAGCGUCCGAUAAAGACAAGCUUGAAAAAGCAACAGAGGAGUUCCUAGAAACACAGCUGAGGUAUCAACGAGAGAUUGAGCGAUUGGAGAGGGACAACAGACGACUGAAGAAGUCUCUUCUACUUAGGGGAGACAAACAAUCCAGGGUUCGCAAAGAGAAGAUGUCGCUGAUUGACAUGUACUCUGAGGUUCUGGAUGAGCUAGUUGGCUUCGACGACUCAUACCAGAUGCAAGAUCAUCUUCCAAGAGUCGUUGUUGUCGGAGACCAGAGUGCUGGAAAGACGAGCGUGCUGGAGAUGAUCGCUCAAGCAAGGAUUUUCCCGAGGGGGUCAGGUGAGAUGAUGACGAGGUCACCAGUCAAGGUCACAUUGAGCGAGGGACCUCAACACGUCGCUCAGUUCAAAGACAGCAACAGGGAGUUUGACCUCUCCAAGGAGACCGAGCUUAAGGCGUUGAGGCAGGAGAUUGAAUUGAGGAUGAAGAACAGUGUACAACAAGGGCAGACCAUCAGCACAGAUGUGAUCUCUCUGAGUGUCCGCGGACCUGGUAUACAACGGAUGGUUCUAGUCGAUCUACCUGGCAUCAUCAGUACUGUUACUACAGGGAUGGCACCCGAUACUAAAGAUAGCAUCCAGAAACUGAGUAAAAUGUACAUGAACAACCCCAAUGCUAUCAUCUUGUGUAUACAAGACGGUGCGAUAGACGCAGAGAGGAGCAUAGUGACAGAUAUAGUGAGUGAGAUCGACCCCCUGGGUAAGAGGACCAUCUUCGUCCUGACUAAGGUGGAUCUUGCAGAGAGGAACUCAACCAAUCCAAGUAGGAUCCAGCAGAUUCUCGCAGGAAAGCUGUUUCCGAUGAAAGCCCUUGGGUACUUCGCUGUUGUGACUGGAAAAGGCAAUACAACCGACAGUAUAUCAACUAUAAAGCAAUAUGAGGAACAUUUCUUCAGGGGCUCUGCACUCUUCAAGUCUGGUACCUUGAAACCAAGCCAGAUGACAACACAGAAUCUAAGCUUUGCGGUCUCUGACUGUUUCUGGAAAAUGGUUCAAGAUUCCGUCACGCAGCAAGCUGAUAUUUACAAAGCUUCUAGGUUUAAUUUGGAAACGGAAUGGAAGAACAACUUCUCCAGGCUACGAGAAUUGGACCGGGAUGAGUUAUUUGAGAAAGCCAAAGGGGAAAUUCUUGACGAGGUUUUAUGUCUUAGUGAGAUUCCCCCCAAGAGAUGGGAAGAGGCUUUAUCCAGGGUGCUUUGGGAGCGGAUGUCUGGCUACGUCUUUGAAAAUAUAUUCCUUCCAGCAGCCCAGUCCCCGGAUGCUGGGACUUUCAACACAACAGUCGACAUCAAGCUGAGGCAUUGGGCCGACCAACAACUCCCAAAGAAAAGUGUUGAGGUUGCCCUGGAGACUCUCGUUGAUGAGUUUUCAAAGCUGGUGGACAAGGACAGGUCAAAGAGCAACCACGACACUCUCUUUGACGACGUCAAGUCGGCCGUCAAACAAGAAGGGAUCAACCGACACAAAUGGCAAGAGCAGGCUGCUGAUAGCUUGAGGGUGAUGCAAUUAAAUGCGUUAGAGGAUCGGUCUGUACAUGACAAGCAACAAUGGGACUCUGCCAUCCACUUCAUGGAAAGCGUCCUCAAGAACAGACUUCAAGAGACUGAGGGUCGUAUCCAAGAGUUGAUUGGCCCAGGAUCUGCCGAGCGUUGGGUAUAUUGGAAAUCUUUAACACCUGAACAGAACAAUAGGAGGCAUGCAAGAGAAGAACUUGAGAAACUGUUACAAGCCUCCGAUAAGCAUACGCCAGUCCUGUCCAGUGAUGAAGUAACGGCGGUCAAGAAGAACCUAGAAACUAGAACGGUCAACGUGGAUAGUGAAUUUAUCCGAGAAACAUGGCAUCCUUUGUACAGGAAGUAUUUUCUGCAGCGGGCCAUCGGCAAGGCACAGGAAUGCCGGAGGGGGUUUUUUCAUUACCAGAGAGGGUUCAGUGACUCCGGGCUUGAGUGCAAUGAUAUAGUGCUGUUUUGGAGGAUACAGAAAAUGCUCCAACUCACCAGCAAUGUCCUUAGACAACAAAUCAUGAACACAGAAGCGAGCCGACUGGAGAAGGAAGUGAAACAAGUCUUGGAAGAUUUCGGUGACGAUCACGAUCUUAAGACGAGACUACUGACGGGACGGAGAGUUGAUCUCGCCGAGGAAUUGAGUAAGUCACUUUCUUUUUUUUCCCCUCUGUGUAUUUUCUUUAAGUCGGAAGUCAAAUUGAGAUGCACAGUUGAAACCGCUACACUUCAAACAUUCAUCGAUAUCUAUCCAUUCACCAAAACCAAAGCUCCUAAGUCUCUCUCAUAA